AUGCCAAGAACGUCAUGGCUUGCUAGCCAGCUCUAUCGUGAAUCACGAUUCGUGAACGCAGUUUUCCAGAAGUCCCAGCAAGAUUCCAGCCCUGAGAAGCAGUCUAGGAUGGUCCCAUCUCUGUCCGAAACUCGGUGGGAUUGUCAGUUCCGUGCUUCGGAUACUUUGUUUGAGACCACGCCCGCUAUAUUCGAGACGCUCGAGGACCUCGAGUCGAGGUUUUCGAGGAGGAGGGCGGAGAUAUGGGUGGCACUGCUCAAGGACUUCGGCUACGCCUCAAUGCAGGGUUCAUGGUUACCUUGGUGA
Perkinsus marinus ATCC 50983 is the source of this 306-nucleotide messenger RNA. RefSeq lists its product as hypothetical. The record is from RefSeq and is a predicted model, not a curated record. Lineage: Eukaryota; Perkinsozoa; Perkinsida; Perkinsidae. Bases 1 to 306 code for a protein of 101 amino acids. The transcript has a single exon.